Olea europaea var. sylvestris is the source of this 1891-nucleotide messenger RNA. RefSeq names its product berberine bridge enzyme-like 8. Gene Ontology annotation, molecular function: FAD binding; oxidoreductase activity. NCBI's taxonomy places the organism in Eukaryota, Viridiplantae, Streptophyta, Magnoliopsida, Lamiales, Oleaceae. The record is from RefSeq and is a predicted model, not a curated record. The coding region runs from base 26 to 1624 and encodes 532 amino acids. The transcript has a single exon.
AAAAAUAACAUACUUUAGAUCAAAAAUGGAAAGUUCAAGAUUUGCUAUAAUUUCAUUCUCUUUAACCCUUCUUCUUUCUGUUUCAUGGGCCACUGCAAAUAAUUCAUCUCUUCUUGAAUGCCUUGAGAGCCAUUCCGAACCCUCUAAUCCAAUUUCUGCAGUUUCAUACACUCCUGGAAAUUCUUCAUAUUCUUCUGUUUUGCAAUCUUAUAUACGAAACUUGCGUUUCAAUGAAUCUACGACGCGUAAGCCCCAACUGAUUCUGACCGCAUUGCAUGUUUCUCACAUUCAAGCAGCCAUUGUUUGCUCCAAAAUUCAUGGACUGCAAAUGAAAAUCCGCAGUGGAGGCCAUGACUAUGAAGGGGUCUCGUAUGUUUCAGAUGUUCCAUUUUUCAUUCUUGAUAUGUUCAACUUUCGAUCAAUCAAUGUCAGUAUUGAAAAUGAGACUGCAUGGGUUCAAGUUGGAGCGAUUCUUGGUGAAGUUUACUACAGAAUUGCAGAGAAAAGCAAUGUUCAUGGGUUCCCCGCCGGAGUUUGCCCGACAGUCGGGGUUGGCGGCCAUUUCAGCGGCGGUGGAUAUGGUAACAUGAUGCGAAAAUACGGCCUCUCCGUUGACAACAUUAUUGAUGCACAAAUAAUUGACGUUAAUGGCCGGAUUCUUGAUCGUGCAUCAAUGGGAGAGGAUCUGUUCUGGGCAAUCACUGGAGGUGGUGGAUCCAGCUUUGGAGUUGUUCUAGCGUAUAAAAUCAAGCUCGUUCAAGUCCCCUCUACAGUUACUGUUUUUCGAGUCCCAAGAACUUACGAAGAAAACUUAACAAAUAUAGUUUACCGUUACCAACAAAUUGCGGAAAACUUGCCUGACGAAAUCUUCAUCAGGAUGACACUUGAUGUCGUGAACAGUAGUGUUCGAACUGGAGCAAAAACCAACAGAGCGACAUUCUUGACUUUGUACCUAGGAGAUUCCGUAAAACUUCUCUCCCUCAUGAAUGAAACUUUUCCAGAACUGGGAUUGAUGCAAUCUGAUUGUACUGAAAUGAGUUGGGUUGAAUCUGUCCUUUAUUGGACUAACUUCCCCACUGGAACUCCGGUUAACGUUCUUCUCAGUAGGGUACCUCAAGUAUUAACCCACCUGAAGAGGAAAUCCGAUUACAUAACAAACCCUAUUCCAAAACAGGGUUUAGAGUUCAUAUUCAAGAGAAUGAUAGAACUGGAAUCAGUAGCGCUUGCAUUCAAUCCUUAUGGAGGAAGAAUGGCUGAGAUUCCACCAUCAGAAAAACCUUUUCCACAUAGAGCUGGAAAUCUAGCCAAGAUUCAAUAUGCAGCAAACUGGAAUGAAAAUGGAGUCGAGGCUGCUGAAAAAUACAUAAAUUUGACAAGAAAAUUAUAUGCUUAUAUGACUCCCUUCGUCUCCAAGUCACCAAGGGAAGCAUUUCUCAAUUACAGGGAUCUUGAUUUGGGGAUUAACCACAAUGGGAGAAACAGUUACUUGGAAGGUGCAGUUUAUGGGAUUAAGUAUUUCAAGAAUAAUUUUAAUAGAUUGGUAAAGAUUAAGACGAAGGCUGAUCCAGACAAUUUCUUUAGAAACGAACAAAGCAUCCCGGUAUUUCCAUCCCGGAGAAGAUAAGAAAGACAGAAAUAGUGCAUCUUAUGUUGUCUGAAGUUGAUGUUGCUUGUUAUUGCGACACAUUCCAUCGUUGUUAAUUUGCGUUUUAAGUGUUAUUUUUUUUUUCAGGAAAUUUACAUUAUAUAUUUCAAGGAUAACUUUAAUAGAUUGGUAAAGAUUAAGAUGAAGGUUGAUCCAGACAAUUUCUAUAGAAACGAACAAAGCAUCCUGGUAUUGUUGUAAAUUUGUGUUUUAAGUAUUUCUUAAUAAAAUUUGCAUUUGUUUAUA